Messenger RNA from Adelges cooleyi (spruce gall adelgid), 656 nucleotides. RefSeq lists its product as uncharacterized. Bases 73 to 603 code for a protein of 176 amino acids. The transcript has 3 exons. The record is from RefSeq and is a predicted model, not a curated record. NCBI's taxonomy places the organism in Eukaryota, Metazoa, Arthropoda, Insecta, Hemiptera, Adelgidae.
UUCAAAGACGGUAAAAUUCAUUCGAUUUCACUCGCAGUUUAACUUCAGAUAAUACUUUAUAGACUAACCACAAUGUUUUUAAAGUUCUCUCUGUCGUUUCUGUUUUUUAUCCUAACGGUUAGCUGUAUGCAUACAGGCCAACCUGAAGGGAAAACCGAACCUGACGCAUUAGGUUCAGCUGUACUUGAAAAGAAAUCUGAAGUCACACCGGAGGAUUUAAUGCUAAUAGAUGAGGCGUUCGUGAGUAUAAGAAAAUACGUGGAAAAUGAAUACGUCGACCACUUUACAGAUGAUAAUAUUGGACUUUUUGAAUAUUACUUUUACAUGGGCGACAACGUUGAAGAGUGGGUUUUUAUAAGAUCAUACUUCGAGAGCUAUGUGCAAGGAAAUAUGCCAGUUUAUUUUUCCAUAUCAUUGAAAAAAUUUCGUGAUCUUUUUAAAAUACAUUGUGAAAAAUUAGGAGUGCCUGUUGCAAAAAUUGCUGAACAAAGAAAAGCCGCAAUGGAUGAAAAGGAAAAAAACCGUACUGAUCCCGAAAGUAAAUUGGAUGAUUACAUCUUUAAUCAAUCAGAACCUAUGGAUCGUUCAGGCGCAGAUUUCUGAAAAAUUUCAUUCUAAAAAUUUAAUUAAUAAGUCUAAUAAUGUUAUAAUUUUUU